UUGCUGCUUGCAGUCUGUCACCAUGAGGGAGCAGCGCUAAGUGGAUGUGACUGCUCUGAUUGCACUCCAUGGGAAAGCGAGAAGAAAUAGCCUACCUCUGAUCACCAACGCGUCAUAUAAUGUUUCAGCGGACGCCCCUCCCCCUGUCUCGUUUUUUCCCCUCACUCAACCUCUCCUUUGACUCACAGAGGCGGCUCACCACUGGUGCACGGACCGUGGAGGAUAACGGGCAGAAGAUGGCUGACUUAGCCGGGGAUCGCAAGCCCUCGGCGGCAUCGCCAGCGUCACACGGGCCGCUGAAAAGCUGCAAGACAUCCGCCGUCUGGCGACUGUAAACAGCUGCCGGUGCCUCUCUCUGUCUCUCUCUCUCUCUCUCUCUCUCUCUCAGCCCCCCCCCCCUUUCCUCUCUCUCUCUUCGUCACCGCAAAUAUUGACAGAAGUAUCACAGAGAAAACAUGGCAGAGAUGGAAAAAGAAGGCAGACCUCCGGAAAAUAAAAGAAGCCGAAAACCAGCUCACCCGGUGAAAAGGGAAAUAAAUGAAGAGAUGAAGAGUUUUGCAGAGAACACCAUGAACGAGCUGCUGGGCUGGUACGGCUACGACAAGGUGGAGCUGAGAGACUCUGACAACCUGGAGAUAGGGGAGACGCCACAGCACAUCUCUGUCCUCAAAGAAAACUUGUUGCCAAAAAUCCCACCUUCAACAGAGAGCGGCGAAGGCUCUCCGGAUCGAGCCAACAGCUCCCAGUCUUUGCCAGCCUCCAGGAACGGAGUCACAGAGCCCUCUACAACACCAUCCACAUCCACGCCCAGCACCAAGGAACAUGGCAACCUGCCCAUCAUAGUCCCUAUGAUCCCCCCGCCACUCAUCAAGCCCCCUGCAGAUGAAGAUACGUCCAAUGUGCAGAUCAUGUGCGCCUGGUGCCAGAAGGUUGGCGUCAAACGCUAUUCUCUGAGCAUGGGGAGUGAACUGAAGAGCUUCUGCAGUGAGAAAUGCUUCGCUGCCUGCCGCAGAGCCUAUUUUAAGAGAAACAAGCUGGGAUAUGUAAGGAAUUACGCUGCGAGAGACGACGAUGGCCUCGGUGGGAAAUUACCCCAGCACAGCUUUACUCAGGACACGCCCAGGCUUGUCUUCAAGACAAACAGCGAUGUGCUUGUGUGUGACUGGUGCAAACAUAUUCGCCACACUAAGGAGUACCUGGACUUUGGUGCUGGUGAGCGGAGGCUGCAGUUCUGCAGUGCCAAAUGCCUGAACCAAUAUAAGAUGGACAUUUUCUACAAGGAGACCCAGGCCGCGCUACCUGGAGCACUGUGUAACCCAGGACAUGGGGGUGGUGGAGAGGGUAAAUUAGAGUGCAGUGGAGGGGUACAGCUACUCACUCCUGAAUCUUGGGGAACACCGUUAACGGACCUCCGGCGUAAAGCUCCCUCACCAGGGGGGCCUUCCACCACCUCCGGUUUUGCCCCUUCCAGUUCUUCUGCCACUUCACCCUCAGACACUGCUGCCGUCUGCUCGCCAUCCUCCUCCUCCUCAGCCAAGAUCCCCACACCCAGACCCCACGAGAGCCCUACACUUCCCCCUCCACCUGUUCCCACUUUGCACCCACCUGUCGGGGUUCCUCCUGGUAGCCCUCCUAUGGUGAUGACACCCCGGGGACCCAUGCCCCUGCCUCUAUUCAUGGAACAUCAAAUGAUGCAGCAGAUGCGGCCCCCAUUUCUUCGGCCCUCUGCCCACCCUGGAGGGCCCAAUAGCCCCCUGUCAAACCCUCUUAUCCCUGGUAUUGGUCCACCACCUCCUCCGAGGACCAUUGGUCCAGCAUCAAGCCCCAUGCACAGGCCCCUGCUGUCUCCACAUCACCACCCCUCAUCAAAUCCCAACCCAGGCAUGAUGCCCCCCCAUCCUGGUAUCCCUAUACCAGGCCUGCCCCCUUUCCCCCCAGUCAACAUGAUGCCCAAUGGACGCAUUCCUAUGCCCCCAAUGAUGAACUUUGGCAUGCCAUCCUUGGCCCCAUUGGUACCCCCACCAACUCUCUUGGUCCCUUACCCUGUCAUUGUACCCCUUCCAGUCCCAAUCCCUAUUCCAAUACCAAUUCCCUUCAGCCCCAAAGCUUCCAGGGACCAGCAGGAGAGAAGUGGCUCUGUCCGCAGUGCUCCAGAGUCCUCCGAAGCUUCAGCUUCUGGGCCACACUCUCCAAGUUCCUCUGGAGGUGACAGAGGUGAGCAGAAAGUAGAGGCAGCUGGUACAGAGCAUCUCUCUCCUAUACAUUCAGAGAGAAGCAGGUUGGCAUUAGUGGACUUGACUGUAAAGGCAGAGGACAAUUCAGGCAAUUUGUGUUUAACCAGUGGCCCUGGGCCGAUGGAGGGAGUGAUUGAUCUAACUGUGGGCCAGAGGUCAUGCCAACAGCAGGUAAUUCAGAGGAUGAUACCAGGGGUCCAGGUCAAAGUAGAGCCAGAGGCCGAAUCAAGAUCUCCACCAGCUGCUGGGUUUGGGAGGGAAGAGAAGGGUAGUCAUGAAGGUGGGGAAGGGGGCCUUUUACACUCCUCCAGUACAGAGCUGGAAGGGGCCACACUCCCAAACACACUGGAAUCAUCAGGCCCACCCUCCAGCAACAGCAGCCCUUCUUGCAAUGCAGAUCCUUCAGUGAACCAGCUAAAUUCCUGUAUCUCUAACAUCACCCCACCACCCUUACCCAGCACAGCACAGAACCAACCCCAGCCCCUGCCCCAGCUCCAAACUAGUCCUGCUGCACCAUGUAAUGUCAUAGUGAAUGGUACAGGAUGGCAUUCGCUUCUUUCUUCUGCCUUUGAGUCUUGCCCUGACCGAAGAGGAGACAGUGUUGCAGGAGAAGUAGAGGCAGAGGAGCAGCCGGCCAAUGGUGAGCUGGAGCGUGAGGCACUGAAAGAGAACAAUUGCUCAGUUGGAGAUUGGGAGCCGGGAAAGCGGGGCCUGGUGCAAGAUGAGAUGGCGGACACAGUGGAGGGUAAGCCAGACCCUGAUUCCAACUUGGAAGAGGGUGAGCACGCCUAUGCCUUGCCGCUGCUGUCUGCCGGAGGCUGUGUGGUCAUCCAGCCUGUGCCAAAGCCCGGCACUGACAAGACGGCCAUCCUGUCCUGCUCCAUCAGUGCCCCUUUAUCAGCAGCUGGGAGCCCCGAGCUGGAGCCGCCGCUGAAGAGGAGGUGUCUGCGAAUCCGCAAUCAAAACAAAUGAGAUGGACGCUCUGAGGACCACAGUGCCAUCAACGACACUCACUUGUCCACCCCCCACCUCCAAAUCCCACCCCUCCCAAACCACACCACCGCACACGUGCACACACAAACAUUUUUUUCCUCGUCCUCACUCAUCGUCCAGUCUACCAGCACCACAAAUCGCCUUCGACGACUGAUGAGAGUCCAACCAAACAUGUUGAUGAUGUGUAUCAUAGUAGAGCAGACAGGACUCCUUUUGUCUGUGUGACAGACACUCUAAUGGACUGAACUUCUACAGACUUGAUGUCACGGCCAGCAGGAUCGCUUGACCUUUGAACUGCAGACAGCAGUAUCCGCUGCUUCUCUCCUCAUUUAGAGACUCUCAGCCCGCACUGGCUCUCAUAGCUUACCCACUCUCCCCUAUCAAAGCAAGUGCUGUCUGUAUUGUCUGUUACAAUGGAUCGCACUAUAGUGUCCUGUAUUCAAAGCUGCUGGUGGGACAUUAGUGAAGGAGCCACAUGGAGAGAUUUCCAUCUCCUGUUUCGGUCCAGCCUGGUGCCACAGCACAGGUACAAAAUCUGCUCCAGUAAGUGUGUUUUUUUUUAUUUGUCACAGAGGUAUAGCCGGAUUUCACAAAGUUUAGAUCGCAGAGCCACAGAGAAAAAAAGAAAGGCGGAAAUUCUGCUGCUUUAUCUUCUUGGCCCUUUUGCUUGAGCACAACUAGCAAAAAUGUGCUUGCCAAACUAACACAAAGUGUUCUGGGUGAUUGUGAUCGGCGGUAGCUAAAAAGAAGCACAAGCAUGAAUCUGGUUCAUGUAAAAUGAUUGAAAGACAAUAUAAAAAGAGAUUUCAAUCAGAGGCUAUGAAACAGUCCUUGGACAUAAAAUGACCAAUUGUGUUGUGAAUUAUUCCUACUGAAUCAGCAAACUGGAGGAUAAAAUAUUAACCUUCACCAGCAAAGUAAUGGUGUGUGGGUGGAAUCAUGCAAUCUCUGCCAUUUUCCUGUGGCAUCUAUUCGUUUGCUCUUAAACUUCACUGACUUUAAAUAUGUAUUGUUACAAAAGAAUGAGACAGAGUUGUCAGGAUAAUCAUUCCUACUAUAGACAGUUUCACAGCCCUUGGGAAUGCCGUCUGUGUGCUCAAACGUUAAGCCGUGCUAGUAACAGUAAUAAGGGCCCCUGCUGUUUUCAAGGCUUACUGCAACUCCAAAAGAACUGGGAAGGCAUAGCAAUGUCGAAACUCUGCCAACCUGCAGUGGGUACUCGCUACCGCAGGCUAGUUCUUUUCUAUAAUACAUUACCAGUGAUGUUCCUGUAAUGGGUUAGUUUGAGACUGACUGCACUGAAUUUACAGGGGGCACGGGGAAGCCAGCUCUUUCAUAAAUAAUUCUUUUGGGACCUGGAGGAAAACUGCUCAAGUAACAGGACAGAAAUAUUUCUACAAUAAACAGACUGAAGAUAAACUCAUUUUGGAAAUAAUUUAAGAAAUAUUUAAAACGUUGCCUCUUGCUUGUCCACCAAUUCAGCCAAGUUGUUUAAUUUUAUUGCCAAUUAUUUUUGUUUUAAGCCAAAUUUAGCCGCCACGUUUUCCUUGAUUUAGUGUCAUUUAGUGUAUGGCGGUGUAUUUUGGACAGUUUAAGUCAAACGUAACAGUCGCCCAUCCAGUUUGAUCUGAUCCAGUUACACCUUAGCUUAAGCCUGUGUGCUUGGACUCCAUUAAACAAAGCCAGCAUUUAGUUUACACUCCUAUGGAGGAGGUACAUUGUACCAGUGCGAGACAAGGUAUUAUCAUUUGCCAAAGGCCUCUGGUGUGUUGAAGCAAAAUAUGUCACCUAGUUUUCAGUGGAAAUUGGAUUUCAAACUGAAGUUUUGACCAGAUAAUUUAUAGUUGCCAAAAUCACAAGCACUUAUUAAAAUAUAUUGGAAAAUACAAAACCAGUAUUACCCUACUGUCUCUCUUUAUGGUUUAUUCAACCUAUAAAAGCAUAUGAUAUACCACUAUAUGGAUUAAAAAGGUAAUGGUGCACUUGAGUGAUCCCUGAUGAUGACUUACAUCAAAUGUGCGCAUUGCUUUGCAGUCCUAUCUCACUGUUUUCCUGUAGCCUGUUGUUUUAGUUCAUUCUGUCACGGUGAAACAUCCUGUGUUUUAUUCUGUGUACAAAUGAGGCCCAACAGUUACUCAUAUACAUAUUAACAUGUCACAGGGAUACCUACAGCACUCAUACUCAUGUCACACACGCAUACAUACACAAUGCACAUAGUAAAUUUAACUGUGCGUACGUGUGCGAGGCAGGUGCAAGCAGAGAGCCCAGUUGAGAUUACAGAGUGUUGACUCAGAGUAAGCAGUGUGCAACUCUAUCUGUUGCCUGUUAGUCAGGCAUUUAGGCUUAGCUUGCUGCUUGCCAAGGCCCAGCUUUGGUGUCACUUUAAGCAUUUCCUUGCCCUCUGCUUCAUUUCUCUUCAAGCAAAGGCAGUGAAAAAGCUCUGUUUUUGUUCUUGUCUGUUUGUUGCAACAUAACUCUUUCACGUGUAUCAUAAGCACAGCGUCUCUAAGAUUACGGUUUAUAUCAGAAGAAUAGGUAUUGAGCAAUUACACCUCUGCACCAAAUCUGAGAUUUCUCUGUCAACCUGUCAGUCGUCUCCUCCAGAAAGAUCAGAAACAAAGGGUUGAUGUAACCCUGAAAUCGUGGAACAAAUGUGGGAGACAAAAACCAGGUACACGGCCAGGAUUUCAGAGGUCAUGAGCCCCUCCAGCACAGCCAACAAAGUAACAAAUAACUUCAUUUUUUUGUGAUAUUUUUAUUUAUUUAGUUAACUGUAAAUUUAAUUUCUUAUCAAACCUUUUGAUAUUAUGUAUUUAUUAUAAUUUAUACAAUAUAAAGUCCCUCCAGGCAGUUAAAAGAAGGUGAAUGACUGUGUCCUGGUUAGCUCCUUUCUUUACUGUCCCACACUUUAGCAUACACUGCUGGCAUUUUCAUAAACAGCAAGACUGAUAAGAAAGGAGGUGUCAGUGUUGUAACAUGUAGACUGAUGCAUGUUUGUCUAUGUAGGCAGACUGCCAUGAACUAAUCAGAGGAUGAACCCGCUACAAUUUGGACUCUCCAUUAGUUUUCCUCUAGCGCCACCCUCAGGACAAAAUAUCAUCCAACUAUUAAUGACCAAUCUGGUCAUUAAUAGUUGGACAUUUUGGGAAAUGCACUUUUUCACUUGCUUGAUUGUCACCACUCUCGUGUCAGUUAAAUGUGAAGCUACAACAAGGUGUUGGUUAUCUAAGCUUAGAAUAAAGACUGGAAACAGUUAGAAACAGCUAGCCUGGCUCUGUCCAAAGGUAAAAAAAAACAAAAAAAAACCUACCAGCACUUCUAAAGCAAAUUAACACAUUAUAUCUGUCUGUUCCUAGUCUUUAUGCAAAGCUUGCGAACACACUGCUGGUUGUAGCUUCAUAAGUGCAUUUCCCAAAAUGUAGAUUAUUCCUUUAAGUAAAAGCUAAUUGUUCUGAUGACCUUUCUUGUCCAACAUCAGACUUACUAUUUUAGUCUGACUACUGGCUCUUCUCCCAGAAUUUCUUUAUUUUUACCAGAAAUUUUACACCGAUUUAAAAAAAAAAAGAAGAAGUAAGGUAUCUUUUUGAGUUUUGAUGAGAAACUUACCAAAAGUAUUGCUAUGUCUGCUUUUUCUCCUGCUUGACGACUUCACACACACACACACACACACACACACGCACACACACACACACACACAUGCACACAUUGAGACACACACAGACACAACAACAUGCAUGUUAUGUCUGAUCCUAAUCUGCACCAUGUUGGCAUUGCAAAUGGUAUACUGUCCAUGUCUGAGACAGAUAUUAGAGAGCCUAACUCUCGAGUGGAAAUCCUGGACCACUGAAUCAGUCUUUGUGGCGGCAAGCAGACUUGUGACAAAUCUCCAGCAUUCCUUUUUUUGAUGAUGGACUACAGGCCUAGUCAACAGCCUGAAUUAUGCAAUGACAACUAACUCCUACCCUAAUAUAGACGAGUAGUCCACAGACAAAAAAAAA
This is a messenger RNA of Larimichthys crocea (large yellow croaker), 7225 nucleotides long. It is a transcript of the gene sobpa, whose product is annotated as sine oculis binding protein homolog (Drosophila) a. Gene Ontology annotation, cellular component: nucleus. Bases 456 to 3206 code for a protein of 916 amino acids. Gene Ontology annotation, biological process: animal organ development. The record is from RefSeq and is a predicted model, not a curated record. Lineage: Eukaryota; Metazoa; Chordata; Actinopteri; Sciaenidae. The transcript is spliced from 8 exons.